Poecilia reticulata (guppy) is the source of this 3219-nucleotide messenger RNA. RefSeq lists its product as uncharacterized. Gene Ontology annotation, biological process: regulation of DNA-templated transcription. The record is from RefSeq and is a predicted model, not a curated record. NCBI's taxonomy places the organism in Eukaryota, Metazoa, Chordata, Actinopteri, Cyprinodontiformes, Poeciliidae. Gene Ontology annotation, molecular function: RNA polymerase II cis-regulatory region sequence-specific DNA binding; DNA-binding transcription factor activity, RNA polymerase II-specific.
AGUAAAACAAACAGGCUGCAGCAGCAGCUGGAGGACGGUUGUGUUUUCGUACCUUUACUGAAUAUUUCAGUAAUAAUGUCUUAGUUCCCUCAGCUGGGAGAGUUCAGGGGUUUAAAGAAAAGCUUCUCGAUGGAGGAAAAGAUGGAGGAUGAUCGCGGAGCGGAGGAUCUCUGCUGGAAACCCGAAACAGAGCCGCAGGGAGUCGAUUUUCUAAAUCGGCAUGUUUGGAAGGAGGAAGAGGAGGAAAAUCUCUCUGAGCCGCUUUGGACCCAACAGACCAGCUCUGUUCUGGACCAGGAACAGAGCUGGUCUUUCAUACGUCCAGAUAUUAAAGAGGAACCGGUGAAACCAGAACUUCCUGAUGCUGCAGAGGAACAAGAUGAGCAAGAACUGGCAGAUCAGAGGGAACCAGAACAUUUACUGAUCAAAGAGGAACAGGAGGAACUGCAGCUUUCACACGUUAAGGAGGAACCAGAACCUGCAGGAUUCGGAUCGGAUCGAGGGGAACUGGGACAUUUAGGGAUUAAAGAGGAAACGGGACAACCAGAACCUUCACACAUUAAGGAGGAACAGAGUGAACUAGAGCUUUCAUGUGUCAAGAAGGAGCAGGAGGAACCAGAACCUGCAGCAGAACCUGCAGCAGAACCUGCAGCAGAACCUGCAGCAGAACCUGCUGGACAUUCAGAACGGUCCCAGUUUGCAGUCGACCAUGAGGAGCCUCAGCUGCUGUCCUUCCUGAUCCACAGCAGCCAGCAGAUCCAGCAGCUGCUGGUGACCCACUCAGCUGAUGGCUUAUUGGACUCCUGGUCGGAUCAGAGACCCGAAUCAGAACCAGGCCUGGAUCAUCUGUACAGGCAGUCCAGUUCUGAAGCUCAGGGCCGGAGUGAGGCAGGAAGCAGCGGUCCUGUGUCAGACAGCCGGGUCCACUCCGACCCGGAACCACCAGUGAAAUGUGACGUUUGUGGGAAAGUGUUCAGAUACGAACACAGCCUGGUGGAACACCAGGGAGUCCACUCAGGUGUGAAGCCGUACGCCUGCAACACGUGUGGGAAGAGCUUCACGCAGCCCAGUGGGCUGAAGGUCCACAUGAGGAUCCACACCGGGGAGAGACCCUUCACCUGCGAGACCUGUGGGAAGAGCUUCCGCUACAGCAGCCACUUCCACGUCCACCGCAGAACUCACACCGGGGAAAACUCCUUCACCUGCAACACCUGUGGGAAGGUCUUCACCCGGAUCUGCAGCCUGAACGUACACAUGAGGUUUCACACGGGCGAUUGGCCGUUUUCCUGUGACACGUGUGGGCGGGGCUUCAGUAACGACUUCCAGCUGGACGUCCACAGGAGGACGCACGCCGGCGAGUGGCCCUUCUUCUGUGACAUCUGUGGGAAAGGAUUCUGCAGGCGCUUCAGUCUGAAGGUUCACAGGAAGACGCACACAGCUGAGAGGCCCUAUAAGUGUGAAACCUGUGGGAAAAGUUUCCGUGACCCUUCGUAUUUAAACGUUCAUAAAAGAAUCCACACAGGGAAGAAGCACUUCUGCACCACGUGUGGGAAGAGCUUCACCCAGCUGGGCAGUUUGAACGUCCACAGCAGGACACACACAGGAGAGCGGCCGUAUCUGUGUGUGACGUGUGGAAAAGGUUUCGUCAACAGCAGCCAGCUCCGUCUGCACAGCAGGACUCACACGGGUGAGAAACCGUUUUCCUGCGAUGCCUGCGGCCAGAGCUUCUCCAGGAACAGCAGCCUGGUGGUUCACAUGAGGACACACACCGGGGAGAGGCCCUUCCAGUGCAGGACAUGUGGGAAGAACUUCACCCAGUACGGCGUUCUGAAGAUCCACGUCAGGACCCACACCGGGGAAAAACCCUUUCCCUGUUCGGCUUGUGGAAAAAGAUUCAAUCAAAGCGGCAGCCUGAUCAAACACAUGCAGGUUCACACCCAGAGGAAAGCUGCUCCUCCCUGAGCCUUCAAAACAUAGAUCUACAGGUUAAAGACUUUUAGUCCACAUAGACCUGGAGGGUAGAUGUGUGUAACCAACUUCUCUGCUGGGUUUCCAUCAAAUUGCUUCCUUAAAAUUAAUUUAACCUGGUUAAAUUACAGGUUAUGUGAAUCACAGUUAAAGUUUAGUUUUAGCUUUAGAUAUUAUUUCUGUUUUCUGCUACAUUAAUAUAGUCUUCAAAUAUAACAACAAAGUGUAAAACAUGACGGGAAGAUAAACAAGUUUAAUUCAGACGAACCAAAACUGUUUGUGUACGAAAGGAAACAUCUGUAGCAUCAGCAUUUCUGACGAUUCUCUGAAAUCUGUCUGAACAGAACAGUUUUUUAUUUCUGUUCCAUUUUUUAGUCAAAUGUAGUUUCAUCUUUAUGACACCAAGCUGCUUGGUUUAUCAAGGGAAGCUUAAAUAAAUUACUUAUUACACUAAAUGUAAUAUUUUAUACCAUAAAAUGCUGGCUAUGUAACUCCUUUAUUAAACUCCAAAAUCUAAUUUUUGUCUCCAUGGUAACCGGAGCGCGGUGCUUCUAAACUAACAUCAAUCAUGUAUGAAUACCGACACAGAGCCGUUUAAAUUAAGUCCAUAUUUUAAAAUAUGUAUUAAAAACUCACAUGAAGGGCUUUUAUUUAAUAUGAAAUAUAAUAAUCCCCAAACAUUUGGGUUCAUUUUCCAUUAAACUAUUAAAUAUUUUACUCACUGACUAUUAAAAGAUGAAGAAUUUCAGUUAAGGAAUAAUUAAGAUGUUGUAUUAACUCAAGAAAACUUGUUUAUUUGUAUCCUUCUUCUAUAACUUGAACUUUUUUUAAUGAAAGAGUCUUUACUUUGACUAGACCAUUGUAAUGCUCCUUGUAUCUGUAAAUAAAAACUGAGUUUUCUUUUUACGCUUGUUCUGUCUCAUCGUUUCCUCGGGUUAAAGGUAAAGGCUAAAACGUUUGAGUUCAGCAAAAUCUUCUCUGGUUCUGGUUCUGGUUCUGGUUCUGCUCACUCGGAUCAAUGACCCUGUUUGUCCCUGGGGAUUUGGUCAUAAUCUGCUUUAUGUAAAUGAUGCAGAUUUGUAGCUUUGUGUUGAGUUUUUUUUAUUUGUUAUUUUCUACCAGAUUAAAAUUUGAUUUGCAGAAAACGUCGCCUUGAGGCCUCAGCAUAACGAGUCCUUGAUGUUUUAUUGACAUCAUUUGUAUUUUAUCAGUGUGUAUUUUACCAGCAGAGUCAAAUAAAACGGCUCCAGC